CUAGCUUAUCAGAGGCAGGCAGCCUUAGUAGCUAAUUGUUGGGGUGUUUGCCCCCUUUCAGGCCGCCUGGACACCUCUCUGGAUUCCAGCCUCUAGGACUGGAGGCGGGGGACCGGGCAGGGGUAUGGGUAAGUAGUUGUGUUACAAGCUACUUGGCAAAACCUUGGGAAGCAGUAAAGCCUGUCCCCUCUGCAGGGGGCGCUGCUUGCUGCCCGGCCCCUCAGCCCUCACCUGCCGCUUCAGCCCCGCCCGCUGCGUCUCCAGGACUCUGAGCCAGGGCUGCCUGGAAUCUGCCUGGCAUCCGUGGAACUAGGGCUCUUCUGGACGAGGCUGAGACUCUUUGGUGCCUUCUAGUCCCUCUCCAUGAAUACAACAAAUAACACUACUGCGGGGCCCACAGAGCUCCUGACAGCCACAUCUCCUGGAGUGAUCAGUGGGAGCCGGGCAUGGCCUGUGCUGGUAGGGGUUGUGCUGGGAGCUGUGGUCCUCUCUCUCCUCAUUGCACUUGCUGCUAAAUGCCACCUCUGCCGCAAAUACCGUGCCAGCUACCAGCACCACCCACUGCCAGCGACCUCGAAGAGAGCCCACCCAGAGGUGGGUGAAGAUGAGGAUGAUGACGGUUUCAUUGAGGACAAUUACAUUCAGCCUGAGACUGGUGGAAUGGGGGGUAGCAGGGACCACUUCUCCCUCUGAGCCCUGCUAUUUGGCCAGACCUGCCCCCCAGAUGCCUGACAGCUUAGGAAUAGUGGAUACUGCAUGGGAGCCACAAGUCUCAGGGACAGAGGUGGCUAGAGCUUAAGGACUGCCUAGGGGUAAAGCAAGCCUCUUUUCCAUGAUACUAGCCACCAAAAUGACAAUGACCUCUUAUCCCCUCCUAUAUUUUUGGUGCUGGGGAUUGAAUCUAUAGCCUUAUACAUAUGAAACAUGUGCUCUUGCCACAUGAAUUAUAUCCCCAGUCCUGACUAUGACCAUCUCUAUUGUUCAAUAACCCUCAGUGACUCCCUGUUGCUCUCAGGAUAAAGCCUAACAAGGACCUGACCAUGGCAGUCAGGAUCCUGUCAAUCCCUCCUUACCUCAACCCACUUGACUCCCUGCCCAACUAGAUUUGUUACUGUUGUUCCUCUUCUACCAUGCUGUUUCUUCAUGCACCUUUGCUCAGACUCUCCCCUAUCCUACAUCGCCCUCCAUUUCUCCCAAAUCCUCUAUGUCAGUGAUGAAACACCCUUACUAAUAGGUUCCACAUGGCCUGCCUACCUGCUGGCAUUUCAGAGGUCUAGAUGUAACCAGUACCCAGGGAAAACCAGUGUGUCCUGUUUCUUCUUGUAAAGUUUCCCUGCCAGCAAGAAGAAUUGAACUGCUUAUAAUAUAUUAUGUUUUUCACAGAUAUUAAAAAUUGAUUUUCAUUUUAAGUGAAAAUAAAAAGAAGUCACUUUUUUUUUCUUUCCUGAACUGGCACUUGUGCAAUAAAAAUAUUCUUGUUGCUCAUAGUGGAAGAUGCUGCUGGGGCACCUACUCCUCCAGGGCAUCUUCCUGAGCCCUGCCCUCAGGACAUCCUGCAUAUUUCCUGGCCCUUCUUGGGUCUUAUGUGAAUCUUCAUUACAGUCUACCCUUGGCCCUAGUCUGUGACACUGAGCUCUCUGAGACUGUAGGGAGCAAUAUGUUCUGUGUCUUCAAAAUCUUAAACAUGGUAUAUGCUUAACAAAUAAUUGUCAAACUUGUUGAAUUACUGUGGGUUCAGGAGUGAGUAGUAAAAUUGGGAGUUGGGUCAAGUGUAGAAGACUUUAUCAAGAAACUUGAUGGAGAGCCAGGGAGAGAGCUCAGCUGUUAAGACUUACCUACCUGAGAUCCCAGAGACCCAGGGUUUUGUCUCCAGUACCACCUUAUGCCAAAGCCAAGUAGUGCACUGGUCUCUGCUUCUUUAUCUCAUAAUAGUGACCCAAGAUGUGGCAUAGUGGGUGAAGUGUUGGACUCUCAAGCAUGAGGUUCAGAGUUUGAUCUCUGGUACCACAUGUGCUAGAGUGAUUCUCUGUUCUCUCUCAUAUAUAAAUAACUCUUUAAAAAUAAAAUAAGGAAAUAAACCUAUGUUGUUAUUAAAAUCUUAAUGAAGAGAAAGAUAGAGUCAUAAAGUUUAAGGCAAGGGAAAUGUUUUAAGGUGACAGAGACAGGGUUAGCUUUUUUUUUUAUUACAAGCAAUAGAAAAGAGUUUCAGAGAAUAAUUUAAGGAACUGCUGGCUCAAAAGAGGAGGAAGCAGGUGGCCACAGCAGUCAGAGGUUACAUAUGAUAUUUAUUGUGCUCUGUAAUUUCUUAGUAUGAAUAAAGCUGCUUGCCUGUAA
Messenger RNA from Erinaceus europaeus (western European hedgehog), 2334 nucleotides. It is a transcript of the gene C13H1orf210, whose product is annotated as chromosome 13 C1orf210 homolog. The record is from RefSeq and is a predicted model, not a curated record. The coding region runs from base 364 to 693 and encodes 109 amino acids. The transcript is spliced from 3 exons. NCBI's taxonomy places the organism in Eukaryota, Metazoa, Chordata, Mammalia, Eulipotyphla, Erinaceidae.